AUGGGAAAUAACAAUGUCUGUCUAGCUGAAAUACCUGUCAAUCAAACAAAUUACACUUCUCCUAAAACUAAAUCAAAAUGGAAAAGGGAAGAUUUAACAUCUGGUUCUUGUAUCUAAACACUUGUUGAUAAAGAAAAUAAUCAAGAUUUCUAUACUCAUUUUUAAUGUGGUUAAGCAUUACCUUAAUAUCGCAAUAACUUAGCUUAAUAAAGAUGGAUGGAAGCUAUCAAUAGCUUAAGUACAAUCAAUGAUUCAUAAUAAACUAUUAAUUCGUUACUUGAUAGACCAGAAUUUAAGGAACUAGUUUUAUUAGGUCCACCUAAACAAUUUAGAUGGUUAAGUUGGAUGAAUUUGUUAACUAAAUGUUAACCACAUGUUANAUUACACUAAUAAAAACAAUAAGGAGUAAUACAUUCAGAAAUACCUUUAGUUUGA
Molecule: messenger RNA, 435 nt
Organism: Paramecium primaurelia
Lineage: Eukaryota; Ciliophora; Oligohymenophorea; Peniculida; Parameciidae
Source: the annotation of a GenBank genome assembly